Molecule: messenger RNA, 741 nt
Organism: Aureobasidium melanogenum CBS 110374
Lineage: Eukaryota; Fungi; Ascomycota; Dothideomycetes; Dothideales; Saccotheciaceae
Exons: 3
Coding region: 1-741 (246 amino acids)
Source: RefSeq, a predicted model, not a curated record
AUGCCAGUUCGAAUCGCUGAGUGGCUACGGCAUGCGCCACAACAACAUACUCGCGUCGGUCUCUUCAGUUUGCAGCGUGCGGCCUUUUCGUUCUGCAGCGCGACUCUCCUCGCUCAUACUCGCCCAGCUGACGAGAUCCCUACGCCGCAAACAUCACAAAGUUCUCACGAGCUUGAUGAGGACCAAUUGAAAGCCGAAAAACGUAGGAAGCGUGCAGAAUACCAGAGACGCUGGGUGCAGAAGAAAAAGGAGGAUCCGGUCUGGCUGGAACAAUUCAGAAAACGCAACAAUGAAAGCUUUCAUCGUUAUCUCAAUAAGAUCUCGGAAGACGAGACUCAGAAGCACAAACACUUGGACAAAAUGAAUGAGCGAACGCGAAUCUGGCUUCAGAAAAUUCGUGACAACGAUGUAUUGAGGCAGCAGUACACGGCCACCCAGCGAAUUAGCGACGCACAAAGCUAUGCUGCCAGCUACGAUAGAAGAAGACGUUAUGCUAUCAGAGAAGCCAAUGGGGUAAUCGGAGAUUAUGACUUGUCCGACAUAGUGCCAAUACAAGGCGCAGAACGCUUCUACAAGGGCAUAUACCUCCAACCGCAAUCCAGGGGAGUCGAAAAUGUUGGUCAGCAGACAGAAACACAAGAAGCAGGCGUCUCAAAACACGACGAUGUUGAAGUACAUAGACGGGGGCACCCCAAAGUCGAGGAAGAGCGGAGUAUUGACCGUGAGCCCAAGCAGCCAUGA